Molecule: messenger RNA, 231 nt
Organism: Dinoponera quadriceps
Lineage: Eukaryota; Metazoa; Arthropoda; Insecta; Hymenoptera; Formicidae
Exons: 3
Coding region: 1-231 (76 amino acids)
Source: RefSeq, a predicted model, not a curated record
AUGGAUGCCCUGACAUCACGUUUUUUUUAUUCUAGCAACCUGACUGCGCGCAGAUUGGCAGCAAAUUUGAACAGGAUCCCGCACCAAAACCAUAGCCAUCUGUGUCCGCUUUCGGCCCGAUUGGCAGCGGAAACCGCGCAGAACCUGCCGCGCAGAAACUGCGCGCAGCGAGAUCUGCUCGAUUUCUGCUACCGAUUUGCCGUUCAAAUCGCUCCGCUGGAUUUCUGCUGA